Messenger RNA from Trichoderma aggressivum f. europaeum, 993 nucleotides. RefSeq lists its product as uncharacterized. Bases 1 to 993 code for a protein of 330 amino acids. NCBI's taxonomy places the organism in Eukaryota, Fungi, Ascomycota, Sordariomycetes, Hypocreales, Hypocreaceae. The record is from RefSeq and is a predicted model, not a curated record. The transcript has 3 exons. Gene Ontology annotation, molecular function: nitronate monooxygenase activity.
AUGCCUUUCAACACGGAGCUCACCCGGCGCCUGGGCAUUCGCGUCCCCGUCAUCCAGGGCGGCCUCAUGCACGUCGGCACCGCAGACCUCGCGUCGGCCGUCUCCAACGGCGGCGGCCUGGGCAUCAUCACCGCCCUCAUCUCCCCGACGCCCGAAGCCCUGCGCGCCGAGAUCCAGCGCUGCCGCACGCUGACCGACAAGCCCUUUGGCGUCAACCUGACGCUGCUGCCCUCCCUGCUCCCGCCCGACUACCCGGCCUACGCGCAGGCCAUCAUCGACGAGGGCGUCAAGAUUGUCGAGACGGCCGGGAACUCGCCCGGCCCCGUCAUCCGCCAGCUCAAGGCCGCGGGCAUCACGGUGCUGCACAAGUGCACGACGAUUCGCCAUGCCCAGAGCGCCAUCAAGCUGGGCGUCGACUUUUUGAGCAUUGACGGGUUUGAGUGCGCGGGGCACGUGGGCGAGAGCGACAUUACGAAUUUCAUCUUGUUGAGCAGGGCGAGGCAGACGCUGAACAUUCCGUUUAUUGCUUCGGGGGGGUUUGCUGAUGGGCAGGGACUUGCGGCGGCGCUGGUGUUGGGAGCUUGCGGUAUCAACAUGGGAACCCGGUUCGUGGCCACAAAAGAAGCGCCUGUACAUGUAAACAUCAAGGAGGCCAUCGUCAAAGGCCAGGAGACGGACACGACGCUGUUGUUGAGACGUUGGACAAACACCACGAGGCUGUACAAGAACAAGGUGGCGACGGAUGCGCUAAAGAUUGAGAAAGAGAGUACGACGGGCGAAUUCUCAGAGGUGGCGCCUUAUGUUAGUGGAAAGAGAGGGAAGGAGGUCUUCAUUAAUGGUGACCCGGAAUACGGCGUCUGGACGACAGGCCAGGUCAUGGGCCUGAUUCACGAUAUCCCGACCUGCGGCGAACUGGUUGCUCGUAUUGAGAAGGAGGCCGAGACUGCGCUGAGGGAGAAGCUGGCUUUGAUUGUGCCUGACACGAAGCUAUGA